AUGGACACCUCACAUGAAAGACUGUUUCGUUUGCCCUUCAAGUUGCCAACUUCGGUAUCGGCCAAAAAGGUGUGCGUUUAUGUAGCUGGUGCCUUAUACGGUGCGGGUCUCUGGUCCUUCUUAGAUUGUGUGUUGUACUCCAAGCAUGCAAAUGGUUCAGAUUUGCACAUUUCAUUUAUUGACUGGGUGCCAAUGCUAUGCAGUGUGCUUGGGAUGGCAAUUGUGAGUUCUAUCGAAAAAAAUAGAUUGCUACAAGACGCUUUAUCCUCAGGAACGUUCACCGGAUCUCAAUCUACUGCAUGGCAGGCCAGAGUAGUACUUUUCCUAGGAUUUUCACUGUUAGCAAGCGGCAUUUCCGGUUCUUUGGUCGUUUUGAUUGUUAAGUUUUUAUUGAAGGAUUAUACCUCCUAUCCAACCUUAGGAAUGGGAAUUAACAAUGUGCUUGCAAACCUGGCUAUUCUUCUAAGUUGCACCAUGUUAUGGAUUGGACAAAAUGUGGAGGAUGAAUAUAACUAUUCAUUGACUCUAUGA
Kluyveromyces lactis is the source of this 531-nucleotide messenger RNA. RefSeq names its product Vps68p (gene VPS68). Bases 1 to 531 code for a protein of 176 amino acids. Gene Ontology annotation, biological process: protein targeting to vacuole; late endosome to vacuole transport via multivesicular body sorting pathway. NCBI's taxonomy places the organism in Eukaryota, Fungi, Ascomycota, Saccharomycetes, Saccharomycetales, Saccharomycetaceae. The record is from RefSeq and is a predicted model, not a curated record. The transcript has a single exon. Gene Ontology annotation, cellular component: Vps55/Vps68 complex; fungal-type vacuole membrane.